UCUGGACUUAAGACAAUAAAGUCAGUCUCAUAACAGGACUGCCUAGGACAAUAGAAGGAGGCUGGCCCUUCCAAUAAAUCUGAAUACUUCAGGGAGUCCAAGGCAACCCUAUAAAUACGCACACAAGACAAGCCAUCUCUUUAUCAUCCCAGUGUGAAGAAGGGAACCAAGAAGAAGAAGAAAGAAAAAAAAUAGAACAGAGGGAGAGGAAAGCAUUUCUUAGCAUCUACAGUGCACCACGACUUAGAGUCGACGCUAAACCUGUCUUCCCAGCUGUGUAAAGAAGUUCUGCCUCUGCAUUCCAAGACAGCAAGCAGGAUGUGCAAAGCACCUCUGGUAGACCCACGUGAGCCAAGGAAGCUGGAGAAAAAACACUGGCUAAGAUUACCUCGACUUCCUUUCCAGCGUCGUUUCUCUCAAAUCCCUAAGCCCUCAAUGCAGCUGAAACGAUGGCGCCGAGAUGUCCUAACAACGUUCAGAAUUCUGAGACCUCUGGCCUAUGCUGGUCUGCAGCCCACCAGCAAGGCAGUUUACAGCAGGGUUCCAACCCGCCUCCUCUCCCGCCUCUGGGGCCUCCUGAACCAGCUAUACCUGCCCCUCUGGCUUCGCAAACCUCUCUUCACCAUCUUUGUUUGGGCAUUUUCUGUCAACAUGCAGGAAGCUGAGGUGGAAGACCUAAAGCAGUACAAUAAUCUGAGUGAGCUCUUUCGACGCCCACUGAAGUCUUCCGUGCGCCCGAUAUCAUGUCACAGUGUGGUGAGUGCAGCAGAUGGACGCAUUUUGCACUUUGGUAAAGUGAAGAACUGUCAAGUAGAACAAGUUAAAGGAAUCACAUACUCACUGAAGAAUUUCUUUGGACCACUCAACUGGAGAAAUGGAAGUUCAACCAGAGCUUUAACAUGUGAGCCAUUUGAGAAUCAGCUACAAAUGCGGGAAGGGACACGGCUGUAUCACUGUGUGAUCUACUUAGCACCUGGAGAUUACCACAGGUUCCAUUCACCCACCAACUGGACCAUUUUACACCGUCGACACUUUCCUGGUUCUCUGAUGUCUGUGAAUCCUGGUGUGGCCCAUUGGAUUACAGAACUCUUCUGUCACAACGAGAGAGUGGUCCUGUGUGGUGAAUGGCAGCACGGCUUCUUUUCACUCACUGCAGUUGGAGCAACUAAUGUGGGAUCCAUCAAACUUUAUCACGAUAAGGCUUUACAGACAAACUGUGCAUGCCACGUGAAGGGACGGUACAAUGACAGGCAAUACACAGAUCAAUUUGGCUCGUCUGGGAUCUGGAUGGCAAAGGGUGCCAACCUCGGGGAGUUCAACUUGGGAUCGACUAUUGUACUCAUAUUUGAAGCUCCCAAGAAUUUUACAUUCAGACUCACUGCUGGACAAAAGAUACGAUUUGGAGAAUCAAUUGGAAAUAUAUAGACUUGAAUGCCAUGUGAAAUCUCUAAAAUAAGAACAUUUCAAUGACGUCUGAAGGAGCAGAUUACUGUGCCUAUACUUUUGCCAGUUCCUGGUAUAAAUGUGUUGGUUCCAGGAGUCAUCCAUUUACUUAAUGCUGCUGAAACUAAAUGACUUGGUGAACACUGAAAGCCAGAAUGCAGGUAUAGGCCACGUAUAGCUUCACUUUGCACACUGUCAGACUGUUGUAAUUGGUACCUUGAAGAAUGACAGGAUGACCUGGUACAGAUUACUGUUGUACUUAUUUUAUCAUAUUGGGGAGAGCUGGAGGAGGUGCCCAUUGCUCAUUCUGUGAGUUAGGCGGGCUUCUCCAUGUCUUAUUUGCAUUCUAGAAUGUUGACAUAGUGACUUAAUCUUUCUUUUUUAAGAAAGAAUGACUCUGUAUUCUAACAAUUUACAGUAGACGUUUACUGUGGGGGAGGGCGGUUAUACUGCUGCUAUAAAGGCCCACAAGCAUAAUUUGUGACACAAGUACUAACAAAUUGUGCACUAGUGUAAAGACAUCCUAACUACAGGUCCUUGCAUGAAGGUUUAUCACAGUGUUGCAUCAUUGUAAAAGCACUUGUUUAACAAAAGACCUUGGUCUGAAUUCUGACACAAGCAUUAGCAACUUUCAGUUUAUGUACUACAAAGAUUCACCACACUAACACACCUUUGUGAAAUCACUUUGUUACUGAAGUAUACUAGUUUAAGUCCUUUCACUGCAAGUAACCACACUAGAUUGGUGCUGCAUGUACUCUGUGUCUUCAAAAACUUCUUCUUCUUUCGGCUGAUCCCGUUAGGUGUCGCCACAGCGGAUCAACUGUUUCCAUUUCUUCCUGUCCUCUGCAUCUUGCUCUGUCACACCAGCCACCUGCAUGUCCUC
Messenger RNA from Protopterus annectens (West African lungfish), 2326 nucleotides. Its product is annotated as phosphatidylserine decarboxylase proenzyme, mitochondrial-like. Gene Ontology annotation, molecular function: phosphatidylserine decarboxylase activity. Gene Ontology annotation, cellular component: mitochondrion. Gene Ontology annotation, biological process: phosphatidylethanolamine biosynthetic process. The coding region runs from base 319 to 1425 and encodes 368 amino acids. The transcript has 8 exons. NCBI's taxonomy places the organism in Eukaryota, Metazoa, Chordata, Ceratodontiformes, Protopteridae. The record is from RefSeq and is a predicted model, not a curated record.